GUGACUGCGGGCGGUAACUGCCCUGCGUUCAGCGCAGCCCUCUCAGAGCUGCAGAGCUAGUGCAGUCUGUAGUACCACUAGGUACGGCAGCGUCCUACCUCUGUCAACACGGCGGCCUUUUCGAGUGCAAAACCCAAAACAGGCAGAUUUUAGGAAACCAACACUACCACACAGCCAUGGCGGCUGAAACCGACAAGGUAGAGCCCGCGGACAGCGAACAAGAUGAGGAAGAAGACGUGUACGAAGUGGAAAAGAUCAUUGACAUGCGGGUGGAAGAGGGUGAAGUGCUGUACAGAGUUCGCUGGAAGAACUACUGCUCUGACGAUGACACGUGGGAACCAGAGGCCCAUUUGGAAGACUGUCGCGAAGUCCUCUUGGCUUUUAAGAAGUCACAGGCUGAAGCUAAGGCCAAGAAAGAGGCAGAAACCAAGAAAUGUGUGAAACCUCUGCCUCCAAAGAGUGACGUGUUUGAUGCUGACUCGGAAAGUGACAGCGACAAAGACCGACCAACGGAGGCACCUGUCAAGAAGAAAAAGAAGAAGAAAGUCCGGGAAGAGGAGGAGGAGGAAGAAGAAUCGCAUCUUAAGGAAAAAAGGAAAAAGAAGAAGGACAAGCGGAAAGAAGAGUUUAGGCCCCUACCGGCACCAGAAACCGAUGAGGAAGAAGGCAGAGCCCCAACCCCAAGCUCUCCACCCAAGGAGAGAAAGACUGAAUCAAAAAAACGUGUGGUUGAAUCGGAAGAGGAUGACCCUGUUCCCUCCAAGAAACACAGGAAGGAAAGAGGAAAAGAGGGAGGGAAGCAUAAAAAAGAAAAGGGCGACGAUGGGAGGAAAAAGAAGGGGAAGAAAGAGAGGAAGAUCGAAACCUCUGAAGACGAGGCCGCUGCUCCGCUGGAAGAUGACGUGAGCGAAGGCCCGUCAGAGUCCCAAAUGGACGAUUCCGCAUCAACUGAGACUUUAACAAAAUCGGUGGAAAAAGCCAGUUUGGACGACAAGUCCAGACAAAAAAAGGGGAAGUGGGAAGUAAAGCUGCAGGGUAUAAAGGACCUUAUCCACGACAAAAAGAACAAAAAGACCGAUUCUGCUCAGAAAGAAAGCAGCCUUCAAAAACUGAAGAGUCAUAGCUCUAAAGCAAAAGAGGAUACUGCGCUACAAUCAGACUCCAGUGACAACUCCACCCUACAUAAGAAAGCAAAGAGCAAAGGGCAGGAGAGCGCGUCUGCACCACCCAAAGUCCCAUCUACAUCGUCCUCGUCGUCCUCGUCCUCUGUUACAGCUGUUGGUGUCACCAAGAGUAAGGAGGAGGAAGUUACCAAGGACGAGAUAUUGGGACAGAAGGACACCACAGGUUCAACUAACCUUUUCGAAAAGUUCCUGUUAAACUGCGAGGCCAAGGAUCGCGCCCCCCGCAGGAAUCAACCCACCACAGAGAAGAGCAGCAGCAAACCCACAAAGGUAUUGGGAAAAAUUGAGAAGAUUCCCAAAACAACCAAAGAGUCUCCUGUUCAGAAACAAGAGCCGGAGAAGACGGAGAGGCCCAAGCAAUCAGAUGUUUCACGACCAGUUCAGAGUUAUGGCUUCAGCCUGGACACCGAGGAGCGGGAAGAGGAAUCUGUGGCGAAAUCGAAGCCUGGAGAUGAUACCCGGGAGCGUAAGGAUAAGACAGAUGAACCACAGCGGCAAAGCUGGGAGCGGAGAACCCCUUCUGAUGACAGGAGAAAGAAAAGGGAGGACAGUGAGCCUAGACUCUUUAUGGCAUGUGAUGAUACCCAGGACCCACCAGAGGGCACUGACAAAUCUGACAAGGGCCAGGCCACUUUGAGUCUAGGAAUGGACCUUAAUCUGGACUGGAUGACUCUGGAUGAUUUCCAGAAACAUCUUAACGGAGAGGAUGAGAUCUUGUCAGGUCCACCUUUGUCACCAAAUGAGUUGCGAGAUGCUGUAAAAAGUGGAGAUUACAUGGCUGUAAAACUGGCACUUAAUUCCAAAGAGGACUACAAUCUGGACCAAGAGGAUGGCAGUUGUAUGACCCUCACCAUGCUGGCAGCAAUAGGGGGGCAGGAUGACAUCCUCAGGUUACUGAUUAAAAAGGGGGUGAGAGUGAAUAAACGACAGAAGAACGGCACUACAGCCCUGAUGCAUGCUGCUGAAAAGAAUUGUUUGACAACUGUUGCAAUCCUACUGGAGGCCGGGGCCUAUGUAAAUGCUCAGACGCUGAGUGGAGAGACGGCGCUGAUGAAGGCAUGCAAAAGAGGGAACGCUGAUGUUGUGCGCCUCCUGCUGGAGUAUGGAGCUGACUGCAACAUCCUGUCCAAACACCAGAACACAGCUAUGUACUUCGCCCAGCAAAGCAAAAACCUGACGGUGUGUGACUUCAUCAAGGACCACAUCAGCAUGCUGUCCAGUGUGGCGGAGGACACCAUCCGAGCAUACUUUGAGUCUCGUCUGGUGCUGUUGGAGCCCGUCUUCCCUCUGGCCUGCCACAGGCUUUGUGAGGGUCCAGACUUCUCUAUGGAUUUUACCUUCAAGUCACAGCCUCAACCAGAGGGUUCAGGUAUCCUCCUCUUCAUCUUCCACGCCAACUUCCUGAAUGAGAUCACAGCCAGGCUAUGCGGACCUUGCAGUGUGCACGCCGUGGUGCUCAACGAUAAGUUCCAGCUGCCCAUUUUCCUGGAUAGUCACUUCAUCUACUCUUUCAGCCCGAAUCCAGGCAUCAACAAGCUCUUCAUUCGCCUUGCAGAGGCGCCAGCAGCCAAGGUCAAGCUCCUCAUCUGCGCGUACAGAGUGCAGCUGCAGUGACGCGCUCUCUGAUGAUGUUAAUGUCAUACCAAGCUUGGACAACACAUCAUUCCACAUGCAGAUUCUGAGCAGCAGCUGAGAUACUUUACCAAGCGCGUUACCCUCUGAGAAGGAAAAAAAAAAAAAAGCUGGCUUCCCGAGAUGGAAGUGCACAUUCUUGACAACUGAAGUUCAGCGAUGAGAUCUGACUCCAGACCAGGCCCGAGCGCGGUGAGGGCCAACAUAUGCAGCAUAAAUGUGAGGAUCUUACAGAGACUUGCGUAACCUUUGAGCAGUCCGUCCUUUGUGGGAGGUGCCAUCACUACGCAGUUACCGGCGAUCGGAAACUGUUACCGGAGGAGCUUUGAAGACGGACGUCAACCUGUGUCGUGCCUUUCUCCAAGUUCCACCUUCUGUCGGGGUGGAUCUGUUAGACAUGUGUGAUGAUUGUUUCUAUUCUGGUGAAUUUGAAGAAUAUGAAGAGGGGAUUUUCAAUCACUGUUUAUUUUGGCGGGGGUUUCAUGUUUUUAGCAUUUCACUUGGACCAAUGGAAAUCUUUUUCAUGCAUGUUGUUUUUGGUAACACAUUUCUUUAUGGAUUUUUCUUCAUGUUCUAACUCUACCCUUAAAUAAUAUUAACAUUUCUGUUCAGUUCUCUUCCCUUAAUAAUUAACAUCUCUUUAUUUGUGCUAAGUCUGUGUUGUUUGUUGGUAUUUCACUUUAGUAGAGCGGUGUGAGGUUAAACACGGAUUCUGGGGAACAGACACAGUACAUGCAUCCAUAAAUUUUCCAUCCACUGGCCCAUUGUCUUGUUUACCACUUGUCAUUACACUAGUGUGAGGUUGUUUCAAAGUGUGACUUAGAGAGUUUUUAGUGAAUGAAGAAGAGUUUUGCCUUCCAUGCACAGAGUUGCUGUUUAUAUUUCCUGCUCUGUACAGACUAUAUAUAAUUAUAUACAUAUAUGCAGUUAUAAGGUGUCAUGUGAUGACCGCUGAUGUUUUUGUUCCUUUUUGAGUUAAUUUAUUUCGUUUGUACAGGAAAACGCUCUGGGCUUAAAUGUCUCAAACUGCCCGGCUAGUACAUUGAAGAACCCCAUAUUUACCAUCUCUAUCACUGCUGUGCUGAGCCUACUUACUGCUCCCUUUCAGUCUCCUCAAGCAACCUUCUUUGUUUUUAAUUAUCUGAUAUUAAAGGAGCCCAAACUAGAGGAUACCAAAUCCAAGUAUCUGUUAUUGACAUUCUUCUGCAUAAACACACCUAGCUGCGUGAUGUUGCCUACAAACCCAGCUCAGGCUAGCAAUAUGUCUUUAAAUUGCAGCAGUGCUGUUUGAUUGGAUGUCUCCAUGCUGCCUUAAUGUUCACUUUUUACAUUAGUUUGUAGAUCUUUGUGGUUCAAGCUGAGUGACUGAAAGUAAAGAAAAUAUCCAGAUUCACAAUUUUAUUUUUAUUUUUUGUGUGUGUUUUAACUCAACACAUUGCAUAUACUGUAAUGGUGACUCCACUUACUGCUAUUUAUCUCUCAUUCCUAUAGGUAACUACCAGUUUUGUGGACUAAGUUAACAAUGGUACAAAAAGCAUUAGUGGUGAUGUUGUAGCUACGAGAGAACAAAAGAGAUUUGCUGUAUUUGCACUGUAACAGGCUUUGUAAGAAAAGAGGGUUGGCAUGGUAACGUCUUAGUAAUGAAACUUACCUUUAAGUUGCAUGUUAACAUUCAUGGUGGUGCGGUGUUGGUGGUGCGGUUAGUGAAGGUUGUGGGUUUGACAGCCGCCUGGGGCGUUCCUGUCUCUCGGAUUUUCUCCAGUUGCUCCGGCCUCUUCCCAGAGAUAUGCAUGUUAGGUUAAAUGGUGAUUCUAAAUUUGCUGUAGGUGUGAAUGUGAGAUGCCUGGUUCUCUCUUUGCCGUGUGAGAUACCGGCAACCGCUCGCCUUAUGACAGCAGCAAUAGGCUCCAGUUCUCCCGGCAAUCCUGAACUGGGUAAACAGUUCAGAAAACAGAUGUUCACAAUCAGCUGCUCAUCCCACUGGCUACAGUUUGAUCUGCGGUUUUAAAGAAACUUAGGUCUGCUCUGUGUUUCUGUCACUUUAUGACCAUAUACUUGUCAGGUGUAGUGUUUUUUAAAUCGCGCUGCAUACUUCUGGCUCCUGUGGUGUCACAGCUUUCAGACUCCCUAUAUUUUUUUAAUAGGCAUCCAGAUGCUUCAAAAAUCAAGCGCAGCCUUACAGCGAGCUGACACUCUGUAAUAAGAUUUCAAAUUUGACUACUUUCGCUUUGCUCAGCGUAUGCAUGCAGUGCAUUUCACCUUACGGCAUUAAAAGGGAGCAAAUCUGAAACCCUGUCUUAAGACACCUGUAGCCUGUUCUUAUCUCAGUACAGCGUGAGGAAUCGGUACAUGGAGUAGGUGUUUUGGUGUCGGAUACCAGAGACGAGCACGAUACGAAGGAAGACGUGAAACUGGAAUAUCUGAAAAGCCAAAGACAGAUCUAGCUCAGACAUCACCGCUGAGGUUUUCUGCUUUACAAUUUCAGCUAAACUGUUUGAAAUGCAUUCUGAUGUUUUGUGUUACUUGAUAUAUUUUUUUCCAGCUUCCCACAUUGUGAUUGGUUUCCACUUAUUGCAAAUUGGAGUCAAAAACAAAAAACAAACAGCCUCCAUAAACUCGCUUCUGACGUGUAAAGCAUCUCAGUGAAGUCCACCAUCACUUAAGUUACAUAAGGACAAAAUACAUGUAUUGCUAUUACUGUGACUGUGACCACUAUGAUUGUUUGUGAGUCAGUCAGUGUUAGAGCAGAAGUGUUCACUUUAAUGUAUCGCACAUUUGUGGUCAGUUUCAGGAGUGCUAAAUUACUUUCACGUAACAGAUGAAAGGAAGGAUUCAGACCAUUAAAGAUGUUUGUAGAGGUGCUGCUUACCUGAGGCCGUCUCUCUGCCCUAAAUAAAAUGUGUGCAUAUAUUUGCACACACUGCUGGGUUUCAUUCAUUAUAUGGAAAGUUGUUGUUUUUUUAUUAUUAUUAUUAUUAUUCAGUCUGAAAAAUAAGGUUGUUGUACAUGAUAAGUCAUCUGCUUAAUACAUGUUUUUGCCUAGUUUUUGUACAAUAUUUAGUAUAAAAGCUCUUCUAUAAAAGAUAAGUAAUGUUCUCCUGCCUUUCAUACUUCUCUUACUUUUCCAUGGACUUGCAUUAUUUGCACUCUUUUUUUUUUAUUUUUAUUAGUCAUCUCAAUUAUGAUUUUUAUUCAUAAGUAUUGAGCAGUUAAAGGUAUAUGAAUGAUAGAGGUUUGCCAUUGGGAGGUAUAAACGCAUGCAGCUAAUAUCAGUGCUGUAAAACUAAAACCCAGCAUGAUUAAACAUUUCUACAAAUUGA
This is a messenger RNA of Pundamilia nyererei, 6136 nucleotides long. It is a transcript of the gene mphosph8, whose product is annotated as M-phase phosphoprotein 8. Bases 177 to 2798 code for a protein of 873 amino acids. Gene Ontology annotation, molecular function: protein binding. NCBI's taxonomy places the organism in Eukaryota, Metazoa, Chordata, Actinopteri, Cichliformes, Cichlidae. The transcript is spliced from 14 exons. The record is from RefSeq and is a predicted model, not a curated record.